AAGUCGUCGUUUCAUAAGUUAGAUCAAUGCUCUUGUCAAAAACUCUUCACCCUCUUCAUUCAUUGAAAUUAUAUCUAACAUUCUCUGUCUUUCUUCUUUUAUUGCCUUCUCUCCACUCUUUCUCAUCUUCUCUCAUAGUUAAGUGUAAAAAAUGAUCUCUUCCUGCUACUAGAAAAAGUACUCAUAAUAAAGAGAAGGAAAAGGUCUCAUCUCCUAUUUUUGUUGACUCUGAUUUCUAUAAUGAAAUCGUCCCUCAAAUGUCCUCUGCAUCGUCUCUUGAAAAGUUUCCAUGCAAAUUUGGUGAUUGUGGCUCCUCAAAGAAGAAGUUUAAGUUUGAUCUGGAUAGCUCGCUUGAUGAGAAGUAUUACAAUGCUCGUGCCUUUAUUAUCAUGGGUUAUUCUCACACUGAAUCCUCUUGGGUGAUUAAGAAUGAAGUUGAUGAUCCUGUUGGUGAGUCUCUCAAAGGGAAACUCUCCUCAUCCACCUUCGUAUCUUCUGAGAAAUUGAAUGCUGCUCUUGAGAAGAUUGUAGACAUGGACGUCAAGCUGGAAGCUCUUACCAUAUCUGUUACUCAGCUAAGUGAUAUUCUCACUCGUAUCAUUGACAUAGAUGAAAAGUUUGAUAAUUUCAAAGACAAGGCAUACGAUUGAGGGAUAGCAAAUGAAUAGUCGACUUUGUCAAAAACUAUUAGGGAAGUACCAUUACUGGCAAUUGUUAUUAUCAAAAAGAGGAAGAUUGAUAGUGCAAUAUUUUAGUGAUAAUCAAUUUUAUAUUUUGCAGGAAAAUCAAUCACCAAAAAUAAAACAAAUCGAUCAAAUACUCAAUCAAAGAUUGAUCGAAGAUGGUGUUAUAAAUAGAAUCAUAUUCAAUGAAUAGCGGCAUCAACGAUGAUUGAAGAUGAUUGAAGAUCGGAUUGCCCCUAAUUUGAGAAGAUGAUUGAGGAUUAGAUUUGAAGUAGAAAUCACAACAAGAAAACUGCUUUUAAAUUGUGAAGAUGAUUGAAGAUCAAAUUUGGAGUAACAACUGAAAAAGAAAGAUGACAAUAUAGCAUGGAGAUUGUCUCAAAAUAGUGAAGCUAAUUGAAGAUCAAUUUCAAAGUCAGAUUGCCUCAAAAUUGUGAAGCUGAUUGAUGAUAAAUUUCAAAGAGUCAUCAGAUCUGACAAUAUCAAAGGAGAUAUAUGAAAUCAAGAAAAGAGAUUCUUGUCAAGUUUAAGCCCUCACUUUUUUCUUGGAAAAAUGAUCCAUCAUUGCUUUUUUCCAAGGAUCAAUUCUCUUGGGUUUCCUUCUCUUCUAAAAGAAAAUUUCAGACUUCUUCGGUAUAAAAACAAGUGUUGCAAAAGAA
Solanum dulcamara is the source of this 1342-nucleotide messenger RNA. RefSeq lists its product as uncharacterized. Lineage: Eukaryota; Viridiplantae; Streptophyta; Magnoliopsida; Solanales; Solanaceae. The transcript is spliced from 2 exons. The record is from RefSeq and is a predicted model, not a curated record. Bases 258 to 650 code for a protein of 130 amino acids.